AUCAUUCCCACUGUUGCGUCGGCGCCGAAUCGGUCUCGAUCGAGGGUGCCUUGAUGCGUCAACAUGGGGGUUCUGCUGCGCCUGAGCGAGCUGAUCGUGUUGAUCACGGUGUUGCUACUCGUCUACAUCUGUCCUUUUAGCAAGGUCGAGGAGAGCUUCAACACACAAGCCAUCUACGAUAUUGUUCACCAUGGCCGCAACCUGACAGCAUAUGACCAUCAUGAGUUUCCAGGCGUGGUGCCGCGCACGUUUACCGGCGCCUUGCUCGUCGCACCCUGGCUGAGCUUCUUCAACUAUAUUUUUAGCCUUGAUGGCUUUGCGCAACAGCUUGCCGCUCGUGCAAUCCUAGCCGUCCUCGUUUGGUGUGGACACGUGAGCGUGAGCCGUGCUGUGCAACGUCGCCUAGGGCGAAACGCAGCCCUGGCAUUCAAUUUGAUCUCCGCCGUUCAGUUUCAUCUCCCCUUUUACAUGUCGCGUACCCUACCCAACACCUUUGCGCUCAUUUGCUCUAAUUUUGCUCUGGCCGCCGCCAUCGAUAACCGUUGGCGCGAGUUUACCGCCAUCAUCGCCCUCGCCGUCCCUCUCUUUCGAGCUGAGCUUGUUGUUUUUGCUGGACCCCUCUUCCUGUUGGCCUUGUUCACACGGCGCCUCAACGUUACCACCAUGUUGGGCGUUGGACUGCCUACUGGCCUCUUAACCAUCGCCUUCAGCACUGUCAUCGACUCGUGGUUCUGGGGCCGCUGGCUGUGGCCGGAAGGCGAGGUGCUUUGGUUCAACACUGUCCUCAACAAAAGCAGCGAAUGGGGCGUUAUGCCGCCCGGCUGGUAUUUCUUGUCCGUGCUGCCUCGCAGUCUCAACGUAGCUUUUCAAUGCCUAACCCUCUCAUUUGCUUUGCUCGACCUGCUCCUGCUUGACGAUAGUCCCAUUCUCGUCUGUGGCCUGGCUUUCCUGGGCCUCUAUAGUGCUCUGCCUCACAAGGAGCUGAGAUUCGUCAUCUACGUUCUGCCACUGUUAAACGUGGCCGCAGGCAUUGGCUUGGCUGACUUCUGGGACUGCCCUCGGGCACGAGGCGCUCUCUUCUCGUGGCUGGGUCGACUGAUCGUUAUCGGCGCUCUCUUGGGAGGACUUUGCUGUGCCAUGAUCUUUUCGCGAGCAGCUAUGCUCAACUACCCAGGAGGUGAGGCCAUGCGUUGGCUUCAUCAACACGCCCAAACGCCCAACGCCACCCUGCAUGCCUGCAAUUUGGCAGCGCAGUCAGGCGUCACGCGAUUUUUGGAGCAUGACCUUUCCCUUCACCUUUCCAAAGUUGAAUCAUGGACAGAUCAGAUCCGCCCAGAGCAAUUUGAGUGGUUGAUUGCUGAGGCACAUGAUGUUGCACUAUACCAGCAGCAUCAUACAAUCGUCGAUACCAUCAAGGGGUUUUCUCGAAUGCGAUUGCAAAAAGCGUUUCCACCCUUGGUCUUUGAAACAGUACCACAAUUGUACAUAAUGCAACGCAUUUCCCAGUAA
Messenger RNA from Monosiga brevicollis MX1, 1509 nucleotides. RefSeq lists its product as uncharacterized. Bases 64 to 1509 code for a protein of 481 amino acids. The transcript is spliced from 15 exons. Gene Ontology annotation, biological process: protein N-linked glycosylation. Gene Ontology annotation, molecular function: alpha-1,6-mannosyltransferase activity. Lineage: Eukaryota; Choanoflagellata; Craspedida; Salpingoecidae. Gene Ontology annotation, cellular component: endoplasmic reticulum membrane. The record is from RefSeq and is a predicted model, not a curated record.